AUGCCUCCAACAUCACAAGAACUCUCUCUCCUCAUCAAUCCUCUCGUUCCCGAUUCAGUCAUGCAUAACAACCGUACUCUCUCAAACCUCCACUCCCUAACCGCGUUUCUCCUUGGAAUUUCUGCCGGAAUCCUUGGUCUGCGCUCCUCCCAAGGCUUCCUCUUCUACCUCCUGGGCUCGCUCAUCGUCUCUUUCCUGUUUCAUGCAGUGCUAAUCGGGUUUGGCAACGGAAUGGGUGUUGGCGCGUACUUUCCGGGCACAGGGGAACUUAUCACUGAAGGGCAAGGAGAUGGCUCUUCGAAAUUGAAUAAACAGGGCAGUCAAACGAGAAAGGGGGCGUGGAGGGAUGUUUGGUUUGGUGGUGGUUCCAUGGGGGAAGCGCUUAGUGGCUUUGUGCUUGGGUGGGCUGGAGUUGGGGGCGUGCUGAGGUAG
This is a messenger RNA of Paracoccidioides lutzii Pb01, 432 nucleotides long. RefSeq lists its product as hypothetical. The transcript has 2 exons. Gene Ontology annotation, biological process: autophagosome assembly; protein folding in endoplasmic reticulum. The coding region runs from base 1 to 432 and encodes 143 amino acids. The record is from RefSeq and is a predicted model, not a curated record. Gene Ontology annotation, cellular component: membrane; endoplasmic reticulum; EMC complex.